Messenger RNA from Mixia osmundae IAM 14324, 2622 nucleotides. RefSeq lists its product as uncharacterized. The record is from RefSeq and is a predicted model, not a curated record. The transcript is spliced from 11 exons. Gene Ontology annotation, molecular function: pyridoxal phosphate binding. NCBI's taxonomy places the organism in Eukaryota, Fungi, Basidiomycota, Mixiomycetes, Mixiales, Mixiaceae. Gene Ontology annotation, biological process: tRNA methylation; transsulfuration. Gene Ontology annotation, cellular component: nucleus; tRNA (m1A) methyltransferase complex. The coding region runs from base 1 to 2622 and encodes 873 amino acids.
AUGGACUUGAGCACCCGUCUGCUGCACGCCGACGACGAACAUCCUCGGCCGAAUGAAGCGGGCGUCUACACCGCGAGCGAACUCAACGGGCCUGUUGCUCCGUCCAUCUCGGUGUCUACGACGUUCAGAUGGCCAGGACCGCUCCAGCCACCCUUACCCGAGGGCGACAUUGACCCAUCUGCUUCGAACCCGCUCGUCUAUUCCCGCUACUCGACUCCGAGCUCAGAGAGAGUCGAGAAAGUGCUCGACAGCUUGAUGGGAGCGAGGACGGUCUUGUACUCGUCUGGUCUGGCUGCUAGCUUUGCGGCCAUGCUAUGGGCCAACCCUACCGUCAUCGCCAUCAGGGAAGGCUAUCAUGGCAGUCAUAUGGCCAUCGAUGUCUUCAAACGCAUAAAGAGCAACCUUAUACUGAUAGAUCUGGAUGAUUUCGAUGCUUAUACCAACGAGACACUGUGCUGGCUCGAGACGCCACUCAAUCCGACCGGCGAAGCGCGUGACAUGGCACACUACGCGAAGCACUGCAAAGCCAAAGGAGCCAAGCUACUCGUUGACUCCACCUUUGCGCCGCCACCAUUGCAAGACCCCUUCAGGCACGGGGCAGACAUUGUCAUGCAUUCGGCGACAAAGUAUCUCAAUGGACAUUCUGAUGCACUCCUCGGCGUCCUUGCAGUCAAAUCGCAAUCAGACUGGGAAAGGCUGUGGAGCGAUCGGACAUUCACCGGUCCUAUGCCGGGAUCACUCGAGUGCUGGCUCCUCCUGCGGUCCCUUCGCACGCUCAGUCUGCGAGUCAAGCGACAAGCCAAGACAGCCACGGGACUAGCACAUUGGCUCAACACGCUCACACAAGACAAGGCGUCGCUUGUGAAUCAAGUGUGGCAUGCAUCAUUGCAAGCCAAGCAAGGACAGUUUGAUGCUUUUGCAGCUCAGCAACUCACAGGUGGUCCUGCUUGCUUCUCCAUCCUGCUUUCAUCGGCGGAAGUCGCGAAAUGGCUGCCUUAUACGGUCAAGCUCUUUGCGCCUGCAACUUCACUAGGCGGCGUAGAAUCGCUCAUGGAGCAUCGCAUCACAUCAGACGCCAAAGCUGAUCCCAAGCUGGUACGCAUCUCCGUAGGACUCGAGGACCUAGAGGAUCUCAAAGCGGACAUCCUCACCGCCCUGAACGAGUUCAAUACCACGCUCGAUGAAGUCAAGCCGUCGACGAGCGAGUCAGAUGCACAGACGAUCGUGCCUGUAAAGCGACCAGCGACAGACGCAAGCGACGUAGCAAAUGCCAGCGAGGCAAAGAAAUUCAAAAGUACGGGCAAGGGCAAGCAGCCUGCCAUAGAGCCCUACAGGGCAGAACACCGCAUCAUUCGAGCUGGAGAGCCGUUCCUGAUCUCCCUUCCGUCAGGCCUGAGCAAGCUCAUCCCCAAACUAUCGUCGGGCGUUUCGAUCAACUUGGGCAAGUAUGGCCAGUUCAAGUCUGAUGAUCUCAUCGGGAGACCGUACGGCUUCACCUACGAGAUCACUCACGGAGGGAGCCUGACGGUGGUUCAGCAUGUCACGCUCUCCGAGAUUGAGGAGCGAGAGAGGGAGAACACGAACGAGGACAUCAUGCCGCAGACUUAUGUCGGCUUGUCGGCCGAACAAGUAGCCGAGCUCAGAGCGGCCGAUAUGACGGGCAAAGAGAUUGUGGACUAUCAGAUCGCUGUCCAUGCAGAGUUUGACAAGAAGAACCGGUUCAGCCAAGAAAAGUAUAGGAGACGCAAAGAGACAAAAUAUCUCAAGAUGUUCACGCCUGUCGCGCCUACGCUCUACAAUAUCUGCGCUUACCACUUUGUCAAGGACCCGCCGCGCUUCAGAGAUUUGCGCGUCGACUCGAUGGCUCAGAUACUCAAUCUGGCAGACGUGCGACCGCACAAACGCGUCUUGCUCAUAGACGAUACUGCUGGAGCUCUCGCUGCAGGUUGCGUAGAGCGAAUGGAUGGCCACGGGGCAUUGGUGCUGAUACACGAUGCUUCUUCGGAUAUCCAGCUCCCGGUGUGUGACUACAUGGGCUUCUCUGUGCGACAGAAGAGCGUCAUAUGCCAGAUCAAUUGGGCAGCAACGGACCCGACGCAUCAGCCUUUCGAGCUUCCGACAGACGUCGACAUCAAGAAAGAUACCCGCGAUCGGGGUCGACAGAAAGCUGUCAAACGUCAAGCGCAGUACGAAGCCAAUGCUCAAAUGCGACAACAGUUCUUCGAUGGCGGAUUCGGAUGCGUCAUCAUUGCUACCGCCUACGACCCGCUCGAUGUCCUGUCCCGUGUGAGUGAUAAACUGGCAGGAUCGGCUCAGGUGGUCAUCUACAGCCCAUCACUAGAGCCCCUUGCUUCGGCUUCUCGACUGCUCCGCGGCGAUCCUCAGUUCAUCGGUAUCGGCGUGCACCAACCCUUCUUGCGAAAAUAUCAGGUCUUGCCUGGGCGGACGCACCCCGAGAUGACUGGCCUGCCCGCAGGAGGCUACAUCUUAACGGCCAUCUCGGUUCUGGCCAAACGCAAAGAUGAAAAUGGAACACGCAAGUCUACCCCCGAGCAGAUUCAGGAGAUCGGGCAAAACGCUGCGCGCGAACAAGAUGCAAUGCAAGACAAGAUGCAAAGCUAG